Dicrocoelium dendriticum is the source of this 1014-nucleotide messenger RNA. The record is from the annotation of a GenBank genome assembly. NCBI's taxonomy places the organism in Eukaryota, Metazoa, Platyhelminthes, Trematoda, Plagiorchiida, Dicrocoeliidae.
AUGGAUGUGAGUGAUGAUGAUGAUGAUGAUGAUGAUGAUGAUGAUGAUGAUGAUGAUGAUGAUGAUGAUGAUGAUGAUGAUGAUGAUGAUGAUGAUGAUGAUGAUGAUGAUGAUGAUGAUGAUGAUGAUGAUGAUGAUGAUGAUGAUGAUGAUGAUGAUGAUGAUGAUGAUGAUGAUGAUGAUGAUGAUGAUGAUGAUGAUGAUGAUGAUGAUGAUGAUGAUGAUGAUGAUGAUGAUGAUGAUGAUGAUGAUGAUGAUGAUGAUGAUGAUGAUGAUGAUGAUGAUGAUGAUGAUGAUGAUGAUGAUGAUGAUGAUGAUGAUGAUGAUGAUGAUGAUGAUGAUGAUGAUGAUGAUGAUGAUGAUGAUGAUGAUGAUGAUGAUGAUGAUGAUGAUGAUGAUGAUGAUGAUGAUGAUGAUGAUGAUGAUGAUGAUGAUGAUGAUGAUGAUGAUGAUGAUGAUGAUGAUGAUGAUGAUGAUGAUGAUGAUGAUGAUGAUGAUGAUGAUGAUGAUGAUGAUGAUGAUGAUGAUGAUGAUGAUGAUGAUGAUGAUGAUGAUGAUGAUGAUGAUGAUGAUGAUGAUGAUGAUGAUGAUGAUGAUGAUGAUGAUGAUGAUGAUGAUGAUGAUGAUGAUGAUGAUGAUGAUGAUGAUGAUGAUGAUGAUGAUGAUGAUGAUGAUGAUGAUGAUGAUGAUGAUGAUGAUGAUGAUGAUGAUGAUGAUGAUGAUGAUGAUGAUGAUGAUGAUGAUGAUGAUGAUGAUGAUGAUGAUGAUGAUGAUGAUGAUGAUGAUGAUGAUGAUGAUGAUGAUGAUGAUGAUGAUGAUGAUGACGAUGAUGAACAUGAUGAUGAUGAUGAUGAUGAUGAUGAUGAUGAUGAUGAUGAUGAUGAUGAUGAUGAUGAUGAUGAUGAUGAUGAUGAUGAUGAUGAUGAUGAUGAUGAUGAUGAUGAUGAUGAUGAUGAUGAUGAUGAUGAUGAUGAUGAUGAUGAUGAUGAUGAUGAUGAUGAUGAUGCGAACUGA